AUGUCAUGGAUAUUUAAUCCAAUACUUCAAAUUGCAGCUAUCCGAUGCGAUUCAAACAAAAUGGUUUUGAUUUCCAACAAUAGCAGAAUAAUAAUUCAAAGUGCAACAUGCAAUACAUCUAAAAAUGAAAUGAAUCUCCAGAUAGAGCCUGUGCAACUUGCUGAUGAUGGGAAUUAUACUUGUGAAAUUCUAGAUCAAAGAGGAGUUCAUAGAUUAACCUUCUCAUUAGCAGUAACAGUUCCACCCGAUAUAUCUUUCAGUAUUGAAAACAAACUAGAUGAUACAAUGGUGGUCAUAUGCACCGCAUCAAAUGGGAAACCAGCUGCAGAAAUUACUUGGUAUCCAAAUAAUUUAGGAAACUUCUCAAUCGAUAUAACCCAUCACAGUAACAGAACUACAACUGUACAAAGCAAGUAUCACAUUAAUAUCCUCCAAUUCAGUGAGGAGAUAAGCUGCAUUGUGAGCCACCCAGCAUUUGAUGGGACAAAAAACUAUACCAUUCCUCGAAGCAGUCCAGCCCUACAUGAUUCACAAUCAACUGCAAAGAUUUUAUUCAAUUUAUACGUCAUUGCUGGUGUCCUGGUUGCUUUUCUGUGUCUCCUUGCAGUAGUACAUUUUACACUCAGAUACUUCGAUCUCCAGGUAGAAACUGCAUUCAGAAAUUGCUGCGCCUCCAGGUCCAGUCAGGACAUAUCUCAAUCAAAUGGACCUUUUAUACAAAUGGAGAAUUUCAUUUAUGAUUCAUUUCAACCACAAAAACUGAGGUAACCACGGCAGCAACCUUCUGAAAAGCAUUACAAUUUUUGUGGAAAUUCAUGAGAUUACAUUAAUGUACUUUUUAAUACCGUUAUGGCUACCAUUGCUUUGAGCUCUUAGAGAUGAAGGUGUUCAGAGAGUUUCAAAAUUAAUCAAAAAUAUACAAAAAUGGCAACAAUUCCAAACUGUUCUGCUGCACUACGUGCUGGUAUAUGUCAUAUACCAGCAUUGUUUACCUACAUAGUAGCUCGAAGUCAACUAGCUACCACCAUCGACAAAUAGAAGGCGAUCUCUGCUAAAAGUCAUCAUCGCAAUCACCAUCACCAUCUAUUACAAGCCGUAAUCAGUAGCAACCAUGUAGUUAGCCAUCACCUGAAUGCCAGCAAAAAAAUAUCAAAAAGCCCAUGACCAGACUCGCCACCAGCAGCAGGAAGCCAGCAAAUACAAGACAACUAAUCAUGCAACCAGAAACCUACUAUCACUGGUGGGAGCCACCAAUUCUUUGCCAAUCACUAGAAGGCAACCAGUGAACCAAUAUGAGCUUGCAUCAGCUUGGCUUCUAGCUCCAUUGGUUACAAGACCAUGCAUACUGGGAUCUUUGGAAAAUUCAGCAAAGGAAAACUGAUGGCAAUUUGCCAAGCUUUACUCUUCUCUCAAUCUGAGAGCAUCGCUGGAUAUAAAGGUUGCUGCCUCCAUAGCAGGGAAAAAAAUUGUGCCAUGUCAGUGAAUAAAGCCGGAAACAGAUUAAAGUUUUGACAUUCAGGAUAGUUGAAAAUUUAUCCUAGAAAUAACUCCAAUAUUUUAUAUCUUACUCCAAAUUUGCCAUUAACUAGUCUUUUACAUAUAGCUUGUAAUGACUGCAAAAUACUUGUAAAGCAAGUGAGAAAACAACAGUAACCAACAAAUAAGUAACUGUCUUUUUCAGCUAGUAGAGUAGUUUUUAUCAUUGCUCACAUUGACUGAGAGCAUCCUACACAGACAGGAGAUGACGCAGCUGAUACAACAGAGAUAAUGGUUUGGGAUAGUGCAGAAGUGCUAGUUUCUCAAGUUAAAAACACAAGGGAACAUAAAGAAGGUGAGUGGGUUAGAAUUAUAGGUAGUGAGAAUAUACUUCUUCACUCCCAAAAGACUGGUGUACUCUUUUCAACAAAAAUUAAAAUAGGACACCCUUCAUAAACAUGUGUAUUAUUCCCAAUGCACAUAUAUUUUAUGACCGCCCCCAGGGGUAAAGCUGAUUUUUUGUCAAUCACUCAGCAACAGCAUAUUUCAAUGUUCACUACACUCACUCUUGAUCAUCACAUUUCUAUGAGUAUUUGUACUGGGGCCAUUGAGAUUAUAAAUCCAUUUCAAUGCAACAAUUUCUACCAGAGGAUUUGGGACCUGUGUCAUCAGUACAAAUAUUUAUGCAACUCAACUAAAUAAUUCUUACUUAUGCAUGCAGAGCCUACUCCCAGGAGGUAAAGUAGCAUAUUUAAUUCACUGUAAAACCUCUUGGUGAAGUGAAAAGAUGGAAAACAAGAUUGGAUGCAGAAACAGAAAAUAAAGAAGAGCUAUUUUCAUUUUGUUAACGCCUUGAUAAUUAAAACUGGGAAGUACGAAACUCUACUCUGGUAAAAAUGACUUUUUUAAAUGUCAAAUAUUUAUUUGGCAGGAAUUAAGACUUAUGCAGCACGAAAGUCCCCUUACACUACAAAGUACAAACAGAAUCUUUAAUCUAGUAACUUUAAUGGAUAUAUAGGAAUAGGAAUAAUAAACUUUUCACGUUCUAUCCAUUUCAAUUGUAAGUCCCUGGUUGAAACAUUAGUGAAGGGGAACAUCUGGAAAACCAUUGAAACUCAGACAGCAGCCUCUGAUUUCUGUGUUUAACUGUACUUGUGCUAUUUGAUUACUCUUUCAUGAAGGGCGGUCUGAUAGCCGGUACAUGUUUCAUAAAAAUAAUCAUUUUAGUAGCUUCCACUGAUUAAUUGUACUGCCCUCUGCUGUAUCUUGUGGAUUUUGCAGUUGAAAUUGAGCAAGGGUCAGAAUUUUUAUAUUGUGCCCUUUCAUUGGCAUUCCGUCACAUAAAUACAUAAGCAAGAUGAUCUUUGAGCCAAAGCAAUAGUUGCU
Molecule: messenger RNA, 2862 nt
Organism: Stegostoma tigrinum
Lineage: Eukaryota; Metazoa; Chordata; Chondrichthyes; Orectolobiformes; Stegostomatidae
Product: cell surface glycoprotein CD200 receptor 2-like
Exons: 5
Coding region: 1-768 (255 amino acids)
Biological process (GO): regulation of neuroinflammatory response
Molecular function (GO): signaling receptor activity
Source: RefSeq, a predicted model, not a curated record